Molecule: messenger RNA, 336 nt
Organism: Rhodamnia argentea
Lineage: Eukaryota; Viridiplantae; Streptophyta; Magnoliopsida; Myrtales; Myrtaceae
Product: S-protein homolog 1-like
Exons: 1
Coding region: 1-336 (111 amino acids)
Source: RefSeq, a predicted model, not a curated record
AUGGCGACGGCCUUCCAUGUUUAUGUCAUAAACAACUUGGGAGACGACACAAAUCUGACCGCGCAUUGCCGAUCGAAGGAGAUCGAUUUGGGCACUCGGGUCUUGGAAUUCGGAGCGGCUUUCGAUUGGGACACCGAUGUCCCGAUCGGGCAUGUGGCCGAGUACUGGUGCGACAUGAGCUGGGCCAGCUCCCAUGGAGAUUUUCAGGUGUUCUACGAGCCGAGGGAUGCCGUAAGGUGUGGCGACGAGAAGUGCUAUUGGCGCAUCGAUAGGGAUGGCUUGUACCUCUACAUCAAAAGGGAUGAUGAUUACGAGUUACAAUUUCGCUGGCCUUAG